AUGUCUAGAUACGCUGCCUCCCACGUUAGCACCCAGGGUCCUGGAGAUGCGCGGCCCACAGCUCUUCAAGUCGUUGAGGAUGAAGGCCUGAUCGGCAAGCUCGCCGGCAAGGUCGUCCUUGUGACGGGCGCAAACUCUGGUAUUGGUGUCGAAACAGCGCGAGCUAUCCACGCCAUCGGUGCCACUCUCUACCUCACUGCCAGAGACUCGGCCAAAGCCCAGCAGGCCGUCGACAACGUCAAGAACGGACCCGGCCCCAAGUCUGAUGCCCCCAUCCACGCCAUAGAGAUGCGUCUAGAUUCCUUCGCCUCGGUACGAGCAGCGGCCAAGGCCUUCCACGCCAAGAGCGGCAAGCUUAAUCUGCUCAUCCUCAACGCCAGCGUUAUGGCCACACCCGAGGGGAAGACCGAGGACGGUUUCGAGACCCAAUUUGGCACCAACCACUUGGGCCACUUCCUCCUCUUCCAACUGUUGAAGCCCGAUCUGCUCGCAGCCUCUACGCCUCAGUUUCAAUCGCGGGUAAUUUCUGUGGCCUCCUCAGCCCACCGCUACGGCAAGGUCCGCCUCGACGACUUCAACUUUGAAAAAGACCCUUAUGACGCCUGGACUGCGUAUGGACAAUCCAAGACGGCCAACAUCCACUUCGCUAAUGAAGUCGAAAGACGAUACGGGUCCAAGGGACUGCACGCCCUCUCUCUGCACCCGGGUAUCAUCCAGACCAAUCUCUCUCAGUAUCUCAGCAAGGAGGUAUUAGAGUCGUUGGCGAGCAAUGAAUCUCUGCACAAGAGCAUGAAGAGCGUACCCCAGGGAGCGGCCACGACCCUUUACGCUGCGCUAAGUAAGGAAUGGGAAGGCCGAGGCGGCAAGUACCUCAGCAACCUCGCCGAGGAGGAGCUGGCGGAUACUACGGGAGACUGGUUGCAGAGCGAGGUUGGAUACGCCCCCUGGGCUUACGAUGAGGAGGCUGAAAGGAAGCUUUGGGAAGAAUCGAACAAGCUGGUGGGCGUUGACAGCGAGUGA
Molecule: messenger RNA, 1020 nt
Organism: Ilyonectria robusta
Lineage: Eukaryota; Fungi; Ascomycota; Sordariomycetes; Hypocreales; Nectriaceae
Exons: 1
Coding region: 1-1020 (339 amino acids)
Source: RefSeq, a predicted model, not a curated record